AUGGAGGAAGACCUGGUUAUGAACCUAUUGAUGGAGGAAGAGUUGGUUGCAAACUGGUUGGUUGAGAAGAACUUGAGGCAACUUGAAGACUUGUUCAUAUCGUCGAGCAUUGAGGUAGUACAAGGCUUGUGGUCUGAAAUAGAGAAGCAUCUGCCAGGACGGACAGACAAUGACAUAAAAAACCACUGGAAUACUCGUCUGAAGAGAAGAUCAAAAGAAACCAUGAUACAAAAGCCUUCUUAUACUCAUGCAUUAUCUUUAUACUUAGCCUCUCGUGAGGUCGAAGCAAGAAUAGGAAGACUUGUGAUGAACCUUGUUCCCACUGGUAAUUCUCACCUGGAGCAUAAUAUUUUAAGGUCUGCAUUCCAAGGCACUCACAUGAUAGCAAGGCCUGUGGCAUCAAAUUUUAUCGGUCAUAAACAGGAGAAACAACUACCACUGGAUAAUGCUCAGAGUUUCUUUGAAGAUUUUAACCGAGAUAAUGAUCUGACAUCAUUUUCAACAGGCUUUAAUGUUGAAAUUCUUGAUCAAAUUCGUAAAAAUAACUUUCUACCAACAAAAUAUGAAUCUAAUUCACUUUGCACUUUGGUAUCAAAUUCAUCAAAUGGCUAUGAUGAAGCAGCCUCAGACAUUUCAUCUACUCCUAUGGUAAAUACUGACGUCUAUGCAACAUCAAUUUCAUAG
Messenger RNA from Cryptomeria japonica (Japanese cedar), 684 nucleotides. Its product is annotated as transcription factor MYB41-like. The coding region runs from base 1 to 684 and encodes 227 amino acids. The record is from RefSeq and is a predicted model, not a curated record. The transcript is spliced from 2 exons. NCBI's taxonomy places the organism in Eukaryota, Viridiplantae, Streptophyta, Pinopsida, Cupressales, Cupressaceae.